Lodderomyces orthopsilosis Co 90-125 is the source of this 1251-nucleotide messenger RNA. RefSeq names its product argininosuccinate synthase (gene ARG1). The transcript has a single exon. Gene Ontology annotation, cellular component: cytoplasm. Gene Ontology annotation, biological process: urea cycle; L-arginine biosynthetic process. Gene Ontology annotation, molecular function: ATP binding; argininosuccinate synthase activity. Bases 1 to 1251 code for a protein of 416 amino acids. Lineage: Eukaryota; Fungi; Ascomycota; Pichiomycetes; Serinales; Debaryomycetaceae. The record is from RefSeq and is a predicted model, not a curated record.
AUGUCUAAAGGAAAGGUUUGUUUGGCAUAUUCAGGAGGUUUAGACACCUCCGUUAUCUUAGCUUGGUUAUUAGAACAAGGAUAUGAAGUAAUUGCAUUCUUAGCCAACAUUGGUCAAGAAGAAGAUUUCGAAGCUGCUGAAAAGAAGGCAUUGGCUAUUGGUGCAACCAAAUUCGUCGUUGUUGAUGUUCGUAAGGAGUUUGUGGAAAAGGUCUGUUAUCCAGCAAUUCAAGCCAACGCCGUUUACGAAAAUGUAUACUUGUUGGGAACUUCAUUGGCUAGGCCAGUUAUUGCCCAAGCACAAAUAAAGGUUGCUGAAGAAAAUGGAUGUUUUGCUGUCAGUCAUGGAUGUACUGGUAAGGGUAAUGAUCAAGUCAGAUUUGAAUUGAGUUUCUACGCUUUGAAACCAGAUGUUGUUGUGAUUGCACCAUGGAGAGAUCCUGAAUUUUUCAAUAGAUUUGCUGGAAGAAAGGACUUGUUAGACUACGCGGCUGCUAAAAGCAUUCCGGUUGCACAAACCAAGGCAAAGCCAUGGUCUACGGAUGAAAAUUUGGCACAUAUUUCCUUUGAGGCAGGUAUCUUGGAAGAUCCUAACACCACCCCACCAAAAGAUAUGUGGAAAUUAACAGUUGAUCCAACCGACGCUCCAAAUAAACCAGAAAUAUUCUCUGUUGUUUUUGAAAAAGGUUUGCCUGUCAAGUUGAUUUUGGAUGGGCAAAACAAGACCUUCACCGAUCCCGUUGAGUUAUUUACUGAAGCAAAUGCAUUAGCCAGAAGGAACGGUGUUGGAAGAAUUGAUAUAGUGGAAAACAGAUUUAUCGGUAUCAAGUCAAGGGGUUGUUAUGAGACUCCAGGUUUAACUAUUUUGAGAUCAACUCAUAUUGAUUUGGAAGGAUUGACUAUGGAUCGUGAAGUCCGAGCCAUUAGAGAUCAAUUUGUAACGCCUACUUGGGCCAAGAUAUUAUACAAUGGUAUGUACUUUACUCCUGAAGGUGAAUACGUCAGAUCUAUGAUCCAACCAUCUCAAAACACAGUCAAUGGGGUUGUUAGAGCAGCUUGUUACAAAGGAUCGUUGACGAUCUUGGGCAGAUACUCCGACACUGAGAAAUUGUAUGACGAGACGGAGUCUUCAAUGGAUGAGUUGACUGGAUUUUCUCCAGAAGACACAUCUGGAUUCAUUGCUGUGCAAGCCAUCAGAAUUAAAAAGUAUGGUGAAGCUGCUAGAGAAAAAGGUAAUCAAUUACAACUUUAA